AUGCAACACUGUACUGAAAUAGCCCUGAUGAAGAAUAAGGAAAAAGAGGCAUCGAGUGACUCAGUAGAAGGAAUGGAAACUGAGAAAGAGAGGGAGAAAGAGAACCGUGGUAACGGCAGUGUAUUCGACUGGGCCAGAGACAGGUACAUUCUGCAGGAGAAGAUUGGAGAGGGGACAUUUAGCACAGUUUACAGGGCAUUGGACGUGAACACGAAUGCGAGGGUGGCAAUAAAAGCAAUCACCAGAACAACUGCACCAGGGAGGAUUCUGGAGGAGUUGCAGAUUCUGAGGAGACUGGGAGGCCAGUCCCAUUGCAUUCCACUCCUUGACGUCCUCAGGAAGCACGACCAGAUACUGGCAGUGUUUCCCCUGAUAAACGCAGUCGAAUUCAAGGAGUUCGUGACCAGGGCGUCUGGCAGUGACGUCAGAUCGUACAUGGCCUGUCUGCUCACUGCAGUGGCCCACGUCCAUUCGUGUGGAUUCAUCCACAGGGACGUGAAGCCAAGCAACUUCGUCUACGACAUGGAUCAGGGAAUUGGGUUUCUGAUCGACUUCGGUCUCGUGCAGAAGACACGCGUUGGGAAGCCACGGCCAGCCGAGCCAGAGCGGCCUGUGCUCUUCUUCAGCGCCACCGUUCGGCCAAGCAGGCCGCCUGGCUACUUCGAGGGCGACUCGAGGCCGAAGAUGAAGGCGGCCCGUGCUGGAACCAGGGGAUUCAGGGCACCUGAGAUCCUGUUUCGAUACGCGAACCAGGGCCCAGCGAUCGACGUCUGGUCCGCUGGCGUCGUUCUCCUUUGCAUCCUCUCUGCCCAGUAUCCCUUCUUUGUCUCGGUCGAGGACGUCGAUGGCCUCGUUGAAAUGGCCACGAUCUUCGGCCACGCCGAGAUGCGUCGGGCUGCCAAACAGUACGGCCGUGUCUGGAAGUGCAACAUUGGGACGGUUGGAGAGGAUCGCGUCGACUUCAGGGAGAUUCUGGUGAAGAUGAAUGCGGAUGCUGAGAUCGAUGCAGACGCCCUUGAUCUGCUGGAGAGAAUGCUCGAGUUGGACAACACUAAGCGAAUCACAGCCCAGGAAGCACUGUCUCACCGCUACUUUACACGCUGA
Molecule: messenger RNA, 1104 nt
Organism: Enterospora canceri
Lineage: Eukaryota; Fungi; Microsporidia; Enterocytozoonidae
Source: the annotation of a GenBank genome assembly